GUCGAUUUGUAUUUUUAUUAGGGCCGGAACAUUCCUUGGUUAAAACUGUUUUUAUCGCCACACCUGUGGGUGCUGAUCUACAUUCACUGUGCAGACAACUGGGGAUUUUUCAUGAUGCUUACUUCCCUACCUUUGUACAUGGAUACGAUCCUCAACUUCAGCAUUGAUACGAAUGGAGCUUUGUCUGCGAUGCCAUAUCUGACUCUCAUGGCGUCAAGAAUCCUGUCUAGUCUUAUCAUUGAUGCUGUCAUCAUGCGGUCUGGUUUCAAAAAGGUGAACAUAAGAAAGACGUGCACAUUCGCCUUGGUUGGCGUUGCCGCCUGCCUUGUUGCUGUUGGUCACGUGAGAUGUGAUUCCACAGCAGCCAUCGCCAUGUUGUGUCUGGCCACGGUCAUGCAAGGUGUGAUGAUACCAGGGUUUUACCCGAGCUACACGGAACUCACACUGGGGUUCUCUGGAGUAGCGUUUGGACUCAGCAACGCAGUAGCAAACUGCGCAGGAUUCAUUGUGCCUCUGACGGUGGGAGUUAUCACAGAGGAAAACCAAACCAUAGAAGCCUGGCAGAAAGUCUUCUACAUCGGCGCAGCCAUUUCCGUUUCCGGUUCCGUCAUGGCUCUUCUGUUCCUCCGGACUGAUCCGGUUUCCUGGGCGCAGGACCCGGAUAAACAGAAUCUGUCUAAGCCAGGAUCCAAGAAAAUUAGUAACCUUUUCCAGUAUUUUUAUGGUACUUUUAGUAAUGAAAUAGCAUUCCAGCCAAAUGAUGCAUACUUUCCGUUGUAGAUAUUAUUUUGAUCCCAGGAAAUUACAGAUAUUUUAAAAUCUUUUUUAAAAAUUUCGGUGGACGAUAUCAAACGUCACGUUUGUCAUGGAUCAUAGUAGAUGCAUGUAUCUUUUAUCUAUGUCUAUCAGUCACAAUUUUCCUCAGGCAGAAAUAUCAAGCGUUUCUUCUUACAAAUUUUCACGUUUUUACAUUUUGAUGACCGUUUCAAUGAUUGAUAUAUUUGUAAUCUGCAAGUGCUUUUUACGGACACAGAAAAAGAAAGAGGCUGGUGGUAUUAGCGGCGUUUCCCACUUCUAGACAGUCACAAAUGUUUCGGUGAGACCGUAGUUUUGACACAAUUUGUUGUUUGGAAAUACAUGUCUGUACAGUAAGUAAAAAUGGCUUUCUAUUCCAACUGUGCUUUAAUUUCAGUAAAAGGCCCUUUCUCCAAACCGAGUACUUGCUAACAUCUACAAAACACCCAUAGAGCCAUACAUUUUUACUCAGAUAGUUAAUGCCUAAAGCGAGCAAUGCAAAAGAUUAUCUGUUGCAGAAGUUUUAUCGAAACGAGCCUGUUGUGGUUUGAAAGGCAUAUAUAUAUAUAUAUAUAUAUAUAUAUAUAUAUAUAUAUAUAAUGCCAUGUGUCAUAAGAACACGGUUAUUCAAAAUAGAUGAGAAUAGUUUUCAAUGACAACGAAUUAUGUAGAUUUCCCGACAGAUGUCUGGAAGAGAGGGGUCUCCGGCUGUGUGGAUGGGUACAAUAUGAUUUAGGAAACAUUCUUUAAGGAAGUAACUAUUUUGCAGAUAGGAACUGAAAGUAUGUAGAGGUGUUUUCUAUGUGUUUCCCGCAUUUCAACAUUCCAUAAGUAAUAUAAUCAUAUCGUCGCUGUGAUAAAGUGCUGCUAUCAAUUUGAAAGCUCUUCGGAGAUUUAUUUCUUUCUAAUUUUCAUUUAUUUAUUCAUUUAUUCGUUCGGCUGCCAGGGCUUCUUUCUGAUAAUUUCUGGUUGUAGCUUUUCAAUAAAUUCCGAAACGCAGUCGGGCUACUUCCCUGAUGGAGAACAGCUGGUUCGUUGUUUGUGAAACUCACGCUUUUUCCUUUUUAUCAGUUUUUUUAUAUUUUUUUCUUACUUUGAAAAUCAUUCCUCGUGUUUCUGGAUUCGACGGUUGUUUGUUAAGUAAGGUAACCAUUUUUCUUGGGAUCUCAGAUUUCAUUUUGUGUUACUUUUAUUAAACUAUCUUUUGCGUU
Messenger RNA from Branchiostoma floridae (Florida lancelet), 2006 nucleotides. RefSeq names its product sialin-like. Lineage: Eukaryota; Metazoa; Chordata; Leptocardii; Amphioxiformes; Branchiostomatidae. Gene Ontology annotation, biological process: transmembrane transport; monoatomic anion transport. The transcript is spliced from 4 exons. Bases 112 to 780 code for a protein of 222 amino acids. The record is from RefSeq and is a predicted model, not a curated record. Gene Ontology annotation, molecular function: transmembrane transporter activity.